AUGAGCCCGUCACACAGCCUUCUCCAUGAGCUGCAUCUAUUGACUCUCUUUGGCGUGCAUACCCCCGCGCGCUGCAGGAACUCGAUCAACAUGCUCGACAAGCUCAAACGCGAGCUGGCGUGCGGCGUCAAGGACGACGUCAAGGCCGCGCCCAAGCCCGCAGUGGACACGGCCAAGCCCGACGGCGAUGUGGACGAGAUCUACUUGUCGUCGCCGCCGUCGCACCUCGGAGCCGAGGUGGCGUGCGGCAUCAAGUCCGCCGCCGCCGAGGAGCUCGCCGCCAAGUCCGCCGCCGCCGAGGAGGACGCCGAGUCGGCCACCGAGGAGGCGACCGCCGAGGAGGCGGCCACCAAGAAGGCGACCACCGAGGAGGCCGCCGCCAACGUGUGGGCCGGCAAGAUCACCGGGAUGUUCUUGGAGAACGACAUCCAAGAUCUGCAGGAGAUGCUGUGCGUGUCCGACAACUCCAAGGCGGCGGCCCUCUUCGUCGAGCGCGUUUGGCAGGCGCUGGGUGUCCUCACGCAAGCCUUCUCCUUGGAGAGCCCCUGCUACCAGGACGACGAGACACCGGCGUCGGCCAAGACGUUCCCGGAGGAGACGGCUUCGGCGGGCAUCGACGAGUGGACGACCCCCUCCCCGCUCCGCAAGAUCGAGCGCAAGGGCGAGCCCAGCCUGGUCGACUGCUCCAAGAACACCACUCCGAUGGACCCACCGACGGCCCCCAACGGCGUCACCAAAAGUGCCCCGGCUCUCACGCCGGCGGCGACCGGCGGCGCGCCGCUGCCGUCGAGCGAGGAGUUUCCGGGCGACGCCGACUGGACCGUCUCGGCCAAGGAAUUUCCGGGGGUGAAGCCCGCCACGGCGCCGAUCGGCUGCGGUGCACGCGCAGAGCCUCAACUAUUGACGCACCCACCGCUUGCGCGUGCGCAGGGCAUCCCCGACAGGGCCACCCCGUCGAACCCGCGCCGCAAGAAGGGGCGCAAGGGCGCAUCCGCCCCGAUCGUCCGCACCAAGAACACCACCCCGGUCGGCGGCAGCAACAGGUUCGGGGCCCUGCUCGGAACGGACGGCGACGAGGGCAUCCUCGGUGGCAACGGCAAGGUGCCCCGCGGCUCCACGCCGCCGACCGCAGACUCGGGCGCGACGGUCGACGUCGAGACGACCACGAAUGCCACGCCCGAGGGCUCUGCCGCCGGCCGGUUCCCGUGGUCAAAGUCCUACAACUUGCUCCGCCUCUUUGGCAUCCUCGCGCUGAUCUGCCUCGGAGCCGCGUUUGCGCACUCCUCGUGCUCUGCCACUUCCGCGCUUCUCUCCUCGCAGCGGUACGAGUCCCCGUGGCCGACAUCGCCUCCCGCAACCGUCGCAAAGCCGUUCACGCCGGCAUCGCCCAACGGCUUCUGCGAGGUUGGCGGCAACGACACCAGCUCGUUUGCAGCCAUCGUGUCGUCGGACAGCGCGCCCGCCAAACACCCGGGCGAACGCGACGAGGGGCGCUCGUGGGAAGCACUGAUGGAAGCGAUCAAAGAGGCGGUGGGCGAGCCGUUGCACCUGAUUGGCGAGCCGCCGGCGUCCGUCAAAGACUUUUACGAGAAGCAGCCGGUUGAGGCCGAUUUGGAGACCGCCCCGGCCUCGCGCAACAGCAUGGAGCGCAAGGGCGAGCCCGAGAUCGACUCUAUCGGUCCCGUCUACAGCAACAGAUCGGGGAUCAUCGUUCGCGAAACCGUCCUGCCCGUGAACGGCACGUUGCCCGAGAUGCGGUCCGCCGACGCUGGGAACACGCCCGAGAAGCUGGUUGAGACUGGCCUCGGCGCGCCCGUCGCUAGCAUGCACGCCGGCGGCGAGUGGCGGGUGAACAGAUUGGCGACCGCUUCUCCAGCCACAACCAAGGAUCUCUUCCUCCAGCUUGGCCGGGCCAUCGACCCUCUUCUCGCGGAGCCGGCAUGGCCUGCAGAGGUCCGUGCCGCUCAGAUCUCCGAUUCGAACUCGGUCCAGUCCGAUAUCUCCUCCGUCUCACGUGUGUGCGCCGACCGGCAGCCACGCUGCGCCGCCCCCGUUGCGUGGCAUGCGGAGCCUCACCACGCACUCACCGACGAGCGCUGCAAGACCGACAAGCCGCCCGCGAACCCGCCGGUCGACAAGCUCUCCAUCGACCUGCCCUCCCCGUUCCACUUUCCCUUCAUGAGCGGACCCUCCUCUUCCGCGCCUGUCCGCACCCAGCAGCGCUGUCAGUUUUGGGCCGCCUUGUUCUUGCUGCUCGGAGCGUGCGGCGGCGUGCUGCUCUCGGUGCGGAGGAGCAGCUCGGGGCGCCUCGUGCGGUGCCGGACGGGGGCGAGGCGUGGCGCGUGGCUGCUGAUUCUCGCCGCGCUGCUCCCGCUGGCAUGUGCACCAUCAGUCUACACGUCUGGCUCGGGCGAGCUUGGCUCGGGCGAGUCUGGCUCUGGGGAGAUUGGCUCUGGCGAGGUUGACUCACCGCCGUCCGCUCCAUCAAUCGACUUCCAGGUCACUGUGGGUGGCGGCAGCUACCCGUCCGAGGUGUCGUGGGACCUGACGUGCAGCGGCGCGUUGAUCGGCAGUGGAGGGGCUCCCUACUCCGGCACCCUGUCCGCGCCGCCCGGCGAGUGCACGCUCAACAUGUACGAAUCGUACGGCGACGGCUGGAACGGCGACGAGUGGGAGGGUGCGGGCUAUACGUUCACGCUCGGCUCCGGAUCCUACGGCAGCGAGACGUUCAUCCUCGCCCCCCUCCCACCGUCCUCUCCGGCGCCGCCGUCGCUGCCGCCUCUGUCACCGCCGCCGCCGCUUCCACCUAACUCUCCGCCGCCGCCACAACUCCCUCCGCCGCCGCCACCAUCCUCUCCGCCGCCGCCGUCGCUGCCGCCGCCGCCUUCGUCUCCGCCGCCGCCGCCCUCUCCGCUGUCGCCACCCUUCCUGCCGCCCCCCCCACCCUCUCCGCCGCCUCUUCUACCCGACAUGAUGAGCUGCGAUUUCGAGGUCGACACUUGCGCCUGGACCGACACCGCGCCGGACGGGUUCUCUUGGACCCGCAGGAGCGGUGGCACUCCAUCAGGAGGCACAGGCCCGAGCGGCGACCACACCACCGGCUCGGGCUACUACCUCUACACCGAGGCCUCUGGCCGCUCCAACAAGCUGCACCAGCUCGAGAGCCCGCUCUUCUCGCUCCAGCAGGAGGCCACCGUCUCCUUCUUCUACCACAUGUCCGACAUGUACGCGCAGUUCAACUACGGCGACCUCAUGGGCACCCUCUCCGUCGAGGCCAACGGCACCGAGACGGGCUGGACGACGCUCUGGAGCAGGACCGGCGACCAGGGCAAUAGCUGGCUCGAAGCGGUAGUGAUCCUACCCGCCUCGACGACGAAGGUGCGCUUCAACGGCCGGACGGGGUCGGGCUUCAGGUCGGACAUGGCGCUGGACGACGUCUCCUUCUCGCAGUUUACGCCUCCGUCGCCGCCGCCGUCGCCGCCGUCCUUGCCGUCUCCGCCCUCUACGCCUCCGUCCGUCCCGCCUCUGCCCCCUGCGCCGCCGCCGCCACCGCCGCUGCCGCCUCUGUCGCCGCCCCCGCCGCUGCCGCCGCUCUCUCCGGACUUUGUCGCCGCGGCGAGCGAGGCCCUGCUCCGCUCCCUGAUCACGGAGGCUGCUACUUCGCAAGCCGACUUGGGCGGCGUCGUCUACGCGGUUAGCAGCGGUGCGGUCUCGAUAAUCGGCUCGGCCGUGACGAGCUGCUCGGCUGGCGAGGACGGCGGCGUCGUCUACGCGAAUCGGAACAGCGGUGCGGUCUCGAUAAGCAGCUCGAACGUGACGAGCUGCUCUGCUGGCAGGUCCGGCGGCGUCGUCUACGCGUUUUACAGCGAUUCCCUUUCCAUCGCGGGUGUCGACUUCAUCGACAACAGGGCGGACCUCUCAGCCUCGGUGCUGUACCUUUCAAACACGCCCUCCUCGAUCAGCGACGCCUCCUUCACCGGCAACACUGCUGGCGACGACACGACGAUACAGACAAACUCGCCGAUAGACUGGGACUGCCGCUUGGGCAGCUGGAUGCCGCGCAAGGGCUCCUUUUUUGGCGACUUCAGCGUCGGCUUCCAGCCCAAGUUCAAGAUCCUGGUCAGCUUCUACCAGAUCGCCGCGACGCUCGGCCCCGUCUACGGCGUCCGCCUCCACGAGGACUUCACGCGCUGGACCGACUUCAUGGACGCGAUCAGCCUCGACCUAAUCGGCCUUACCUAUCCGGACGCCUGCAUCGGCUCGAUGGGAGACCGGCUCCUGCUCGCAGGCUUGUGGCCGAUCCUAUCUAUCAUGCUCGGAGGAGCCUCCCUCGCCUGCUGCGCCCUCGCGGAGUGGCUUCUGUCUGGUCGCGCCGACGCCCUCCGGCGCGACCUCGUCCGUGCUGCGCUGCGUCGCCUCCUCUACUGGGCCAUCCUCGUCGCCUACCUCGUGCUGCCCUCCGUGUCUCGCUCCGUCUUCAAGGCGCGGCAGUGCGAGUCGUUUAGUAUCGACGACGUGACAGGGGACAGGCGCUCCUACCUCGUCGCCGACCUCGACGUGCUCUGCAGCGCCGGCGACGACGAGUACAGCGGCCUCGACGCGUACUUCUGGGCCUUCUUCGUGCUGUGGCCGGUGCUCGUGCCGCUAGCCUUCCUGGCGAUCCUGCUUUCGAUCCGCUCCGAGGUGCGGGCGCAGCGAGUCAGGGCCACGGCCCGAGCUUGCCGCUUCCUCUGGCGCGACUACGACCCGCGCUUCCUCUUCUGGGAUGUCGUCGAUCUGGGCCGUAAGCUCUUCCUUGCUUCACUGGUGCUCUUCAUUCAGACAGACGACGGCUCGAGCAAGCUGCUCCGCCUCCUCGUCGCGUCUGUUGUCUCGGCCCUCUACCUCGCCGCCCUCGCCCUCGCCCGGCCCUUCAAGCGCGACGACGACCUCUACCUCGCGUGCACCGCCAAUCUGUUGCUCUCCUGCUGCUUCACCUCCGGCAUGGUGAUUCAGCUGUGCGAGAGCCCCGCCUACGAGGACAUGUGCAAGGCCCUCGUCGGCUUCGACAGCGCGCGCGGAGCGAGUGAGUUUGUGAUCGCGCUCACCGCCGCAAUGCUGGCCGCGUCGCUGCUCGUCGUCCUCUUCAAGACAGUCAGCGCCGUCCGCAUGCCCACCAUCCGCCUCUCCUCCUCCAGCCGUCCCCCAGUCCUCACGCUGCCGCGCGCAUGCCACUUCCACGGCUUCAUCUCGCACUGCUGGGGGACCGGCCAGGACCAGACGCACACCGUCGUGCGGCAGCUCCAGCUUCUUCUCCCCGGCGUCCGGAUCUGGCUCGACGUCGACAACCUCGAGGACGUGGGCAGGCUCGAGGAGUCGGUCAGAGACGCGACGACCUUUCUCGUCUUCCUCAGCGCGGGAUACUUCAAGAGCUUCAACUGUCGCCGCGAGCUGUACGCUGCGCUAGGCUCGAACCGGCCCUUCAUCCCGAUCCAGGAGGCUGACGUCGACAAGGGCGGCGCCUCGAUCGAGGCGCUGAAGGCAGAGUGCCGCGAGCACUGCGUCGAGACCGCCCCGCCGGCCUACCCCUCCUACAGCGGGCCAGGCGAGAUGCUCGCGCGCGUGUUUGAGGCGACGACGCCGAUCGUGUGGGUGCGGGUGAAUGCUUUUCAGCUCGAGUCGCUCAAGGCUGUCGCGCUGCGCAUGUUGCUGCACUCCCCUUACUACGCGAGCCGCCCGGCCGAGCUCGCCGACGGCGUGAUGGUGCCCGGAAAGGCGGGCCCCGUUGCCUUCAGCGGCCCCGUCACCAUCCUCGUGUGCCGCGACAACGAGGGCGCCGUCGGCAUUGCAGGGGAGCUCAAUACGGCGGCGAGGGAGGGGCGCGGCUCUACCGCCAGCGCCGAGACGGUAACGAUCCGCGAUGCGGAGGAGGCGCUCGAGGGAGUCAACGCGGCCCCGCUCUCCGGGCACGUAGUGUUUCUGCUCUACCUGAACGAUAAGACCUUCCUGGACGCCGGCGGCGCCGUCGCGCGCCUCGUGCAAGCGGCGAUGGACCGGCGCAUCGCCAUCACAAUGGUCCACGAGCAGGACCCUAGCUUCGGCGGCGUUCCGUUCCGCAACUUUUUCCAGCAGACGCCGCAGGUGCUGCUGCAGCAGCCGUACAAGCUUUUCGACACGGUGGCGGUGCCGCUCUACCCGGCUCCGGAGCACCGCACGGUGAGCCGCCGCCUCGCGCUGUGCAGCAUGGGAGCGGUGCCAUGCGAUGCGGGGCCGCUCUGGCGGCGGUGGCAGCUCCUCCGCCGCCGCAUAGCGGUGGCACGCCUCGUGCGGCGGCGCCCCGCCGAGUCGCGCCAGCAGCCUGUAGUGCAGCCGUAG
Emiliania huxleyi CCMP1516 is the source of this 6354-nucleotide messenger RNA. RefSeq lists its product as hypothetical. The record is from RefSeq and is a predicted model, not a curated record. The transcript has 13 exons. Gene Ontology annotation, cellular component: membrane. Gene Ontology annotation, biological process: signal transduction. NCBI's taxonomy places the organism in Eukaryota, Haptophyta, Isochrysidales, Noelaerhabdaceae. Gene Ontology annotation, molecular function: RNA binding. The coding region runs from base 1 to 6354 and encodes 2117 amino acids.